AUGGCUGGUGAACCCGAUGUGCCCCAAAAUAUCCUCUCUUGUGCUAGCUGUGCCAAACCCGCCAAUCUUCAGUGCCCAAAAUGCAUGGACUUGAAGCUUCCUCGUGCAGGUUCUGCCUUCUGCUCUCAGGAAUGUUUCAAGUCUUCAUGGAGCUCACACAAAUCAGUGCAUCUGAAGGCAAAACUAUCCUCACCUGGCACACAAAAUUUAGGUUCACUUGGUGAAGAUUGGUUAUAUUGUUUGAAGGGAGGGCAGGCUCGAACGCCAAAGCUUCCUUACUUUGACUGGACUGGACCACUGCGGCCAUAUCCCAUUUCUAGUAAACGGAUUGUCCCAGAUCAAAUUGAUAAACCUGAUUGGGCUGAUGAUGGAGUUCCCAAAAUUGAGCCCAAUAGUAGUCUGCAGUAUACUAUUGAGGUCAAAACUCCGGAUCAAAUUGAGAGAAUGAGGGAAACUUGUCGAAUUGCAAGGGAGGUACUGGAUGCAGCUGCUCGUAUCAUUCAGCCUGGUUUGAUGACUGAUGAGAUUGAUAGAGUUGUUCAUGAGGCAACUAUUGCUGCAGGAGGAUAUCCAUCACCUCUCAAUUACAAUUUCUUCCCUAAAUCUUGUUGCACGUCAGUUAAUGAAGUAAUCUGCCAUGGGAUUCCUGAUGCAAGGAAGCUUGAGGAUGGUGACAUUGUAAAUGUUGAUGUCUCUGUGUACUAUAAAGGUGUUCAUGCUGAUCUCAAUGAAACAUUCUUUGUGGGAAACGUUGAUGAUGAGUCUCUCCAAUUAGUAAAAUGCACGUAUGAGUGCCUGGAGAAGGCAAUUUCUAUUGUUAAACCAGGGAUACGGUUCCGUGAAAUUGGUGAAGUUAUUAGUCGUCGUGCUUCAAUGUUUGGCUUCUCAGUGGCAAGAUCAUAUUGUGGUCAUGGAAUUGGAGAGCUCUUCCAUUGUGCACCAAAUAUUCCUCAUUAUGCAAGGAAUAAAGCAGUUGGUGUGAUGAAGGCUGGACAGACCUUUACAAUUGAACCAAUGAUCAAUGCCGGUGUUUGGCGUGAUCGAAUGUGGCCUGAUGAAUGGACUGAUGUUACAGCCGAUGGUAAAAGAAGUGCUCAAUUUGAGCAUACUCUUCUGGUGACAGAAACUGGUGUUGAAGUUUUAACUGGGAGGUUGCAGACAUCACCCAAUGUUUUUCCUUGGCUGAAUUCAUAA
Messenger RNA from Sphenostylis stenocarpa, 1194 nucleotides. Lineage: Eukaryota; Viridiplantae; Streptophyta; Magnoliopsida; Fabales; Fabaceae. The record is from the annotation of a GenBank genome assembly.